This is a messenger RNA of Diprion similis, 2082 nucleotides long. RefSeq lists its product as uncharacterized. NCBI's taxonomy places the organism in Eukaryota, Metazoa, Arthropoda, Insecta, Hymenoptera, Diprionidae. Gene Ontology annotation, biological process: regulation of DNA-templated transcription. Gene Ontology annotation, molecular function: DNA binding; DNA-binding transcription factor activity, RNA polymerase II-specific. The record is from RefSeq and is a predicted model, not a curated record. Bases 679 to 2022 code for a protein of 447 amino acids. The transcript has 2 exons.
UUGAGCGCUGCACCAACGCACGAGGGCAGUGCCGCGUUUCCUUACGGUUAGACUCGUAUAUUGACUCGAAAGUGUGACGUUUCGGGAAAAAAGUUUUCCGCGGUUGUACCCAGUCAUUAAGAUAAUCGUUGAGAUGGCUGCGAGGUUGAAGCAUCGAUGAUUCCCCUCGAGGCUUACGUGACGUGUGAAUAUAAUAAUAAUAAUAAUAAUAAUAAUAAUAAUGAAUAAAUCUAUUAUACGCGAACUCGAAAUCGUUACUUGGUGAAUCAACGAGCUAGAUAGUCUGUUGAAGUGUCAAUGAUCGAAGUUCUGUUUCAACGCGACUUGACCCUACAUCAAGAACUGUGAAUGUUUUAGUGAUUGAUAGUCGUUGUCAAUAAUCGUGGACAUUUCAUGCCGGUUGAUUAGGUGGGACGACUAUAUACGAGCUUAUAUACGAGCAAGUGUUGAAUACUCAGUAGUGACAUAGAGAUCUGGCGAAAGGUAAAUUACAUCCGCUGAACAAACAGUGCUAGGUUAAUCGACGUGUCAGUGGUGAAUUCCCGCAUACUUCACAUGACGGUGACCACGGAUGCAGAUCCGUCGAUCGAUUAACGGUGUUAAGUCUCGUAAAGUAUCCCUCGCGAGAUAAAGGAAUAAACGAAAUAUCGCUCGAGGCUCCGAAGAUCGGAGGGUGGGAUGUGCAGCACUGAGAUGACGGAGACGUGCACCAUGUCACCAUCGACGAUGACCUCGAGUGGACGUAAAUCUGGAUGUCUAAGCUCCCCCGCGCACCGAAGAAGUCCGUCCCGGAGUCCCCCGAGGAGGGUCGAGGUCCAGGACGACGAUGACGAGAUCUCGGUCGGGUGUCCGAGUCCGUUGCCCCUCGUUGUCGUCGCUCCGAACGAGGACGAGGAGCGGUACAGCACCUCGAGGGAGGACUACAGCGAGCGACUGAGCCCCAGGAGUUACCAGGACGAGAUCGAGGACGACGAGAGAUACUCGAGGGACGCGGAUUACAGGAUGUCGACAAAAGCGAGGCUCUCCGAAAGUCGCGUCCUCGAACGGGACGUCACGACGCUCAGGGAUAACGACCGGAUCGUUGCUCCGACGACGGGAGGACCCGACGACUACUUCAAGCCUCUGAAGAAGCUGAAGAUGGUCCAGAUUCAGCAAUCCGAUGAGGAGGACGAACGGGAACGGGACGCCAGUGAACGCGGGGUCAAGUCCUUCAGCAUCCUGGACAUCCUGUCGCAUCGACCUAAGGCGAAAAUCGUCAGACCGUGGGACACGGUCGAGUCGAAUCACUCCCACCUCAGCCACCAUCACCACCAUCAUCACUCAGGAGCCAGAGAUCUCUCUCUCGUCGGCAUGUCCCUCGCAUCGAUGUCCGGAUCCAUGAGUGAACCUCCGCUCAGCAGUUCCUCGUCAUCCGGCAGGAGCUCCGUUUCAGACUCUGGAAGUCCGGAUCCUCUCACCCACCACCAUCACGCCCUCCACCACGGCAUGCAUCCUGGGCUUCACCACCACAUGCAACAGUUUAAGAGGAAAAUUCCACAGCAGCACAACUCCCAGGGUGGUCAGAACAGCAAACGGAGUCCCGGUCAAGGGAGUCCUUUGGACGCCCUGUUUCAGAUGACGAGCAAAACUUUCGACGCCGGCGAGCACAGUCAAGAGCAAGCGAAUCACUUGAACCUGUUCAACAACCGUCAGCAGCCUAAAAAGAAACGAAAGUCUCGAACCGCGUUCACGAAUCAGCAGAUAUUCGAAUUGGAGAAGAGAUUUUUGUACCAGAAGUACUUGAGCCCAGCCGACAGAGACGAGAUCGCGGCUCAGCUCGGUCUCAGCAAUGCUCAGGUGAUCACCUGGUUCCAGAACAGAAGGGCAAAGCUUAAGCGCGAUAUGGAGGAACUCAAGAAGGACGUGCAAACGGUGAACCCGCUCCUGGUCGCCCAGCAUCACAAGACAUUCUUAGAAAACGUCCAAGACUUGGGUAUCCUGAAGAAGAGGCCGCUGCCAAACUCGAUGGACGACAAGUCUUAAGAAGUUGUAAAUUUCCCGCAUAACGUCGCGAUGGUAUUUGAAACAGAUAUUAAACGGCUU